Messenger RNA from Saccharomyces cerevisiae S288C, 4995 nucleotides. It is a transcript of the gene RPA190, whose product is annotated as DNA-directed RNA polymerase I core subunit RPA190. Gene Ontology annotation, cellular component: RNA polymerase I complex; nucleolus. Gene Ontology annotation, biological process: termination of RNA polymerase I transcription; transcription elongation by RNA polymerase I; nucleolar large rRNA transcription by RNA polymerase I. The record is from RefSeq and is marked reviewed. The transcript has a single exon. The coding region runs from base 1 to 4995 and encodes 1664 amino acids. Lineage: Eukaryota; Fungi; Ascomycota; Saccharomycetes; Saccharomycetales; Saccharomycetaceae. Gene Ontology annotation, molecular function: DNA-directed RNA polymerase activity; DNA binding; 5'-3' RNA polymerase activity.
AUGGAUAUUUCUAAACCGGUUGGUUCUGAAAUCACAUCCGUUGAUUUCGGGAUCCUAACAGCUAAAGAGAUUAGAAAUCUAUCAGCAAAGCAAAUUACCAAUCCUACGGUUUUAGAUAACUUAGGUCAUCCAGUAUCAGGCGGUUUAUAUGACUUAGCCUUAGGUGCAUUCUUAAGGAAUCUGUGUUCUACUUGUGGUUUGGAUGAAAAAUUCUGUCCAGGUCACCAAGGUCACAUUGAAUUACCUGUCCCUUGUUAUAAUCCAUUGUUCUUUAACCAGCUAUAUAUUUAUUUGAGGGCAUCAUGUUUAUUCUGUCAUCAUUUCCGUUUAAAGUCAGUAGAGGUUCAUCGUUACGCAUGUAAAUUGAGAUUGUUACAAUACGGUUUGAUAGACGAAUCUUACAAACUAGAUGAAAUAACUUUGGGCUCUCUUAAUAGCAGUAUGUACACUGACGACGAAGCUAUUGAAGAUAAUGAGGAUGAAAUGGAUGGUGAAGGAAGCAAGCAAUCAAAGGAUAUUUCCUCCACUCUCUUAAAUGAACUGAAAAGUAAGCGUUCAGAAUAUGUUGACAUGGCCAUCGCUAAAGCUUUGUCAGACGGCAGAACUACUGAGAGAGGCUCUUUCACAGCUACUGUAAAUGAUGAACGAAAGAAAUUGGUCCAUGAGUUUCACAAAAAACUAUUAUCUAGAGGUAAGUGUGAUAACUGUGGUAUGUUUUCGCCAAAAUUUAGAAAGGAUGGUUUUACAAAAAUCUUCGAAACUGCGUUGAAUGAAAAACAAAUUACAAAUAACAGAGUAAAAGGUUUCAUUCGUCAAGAUAUGAUUAAGAAGCAAAAACAGGCUAAGAAAUUGGACGGUUCUAACGAAGCAUCUGCAAAUGACGAAGAAAGUUUUGACGUUGGUAGAAAUCCUACCACCAGACCAAAAACCGGCUCAACAUAUAUUUUAUCUACUGAAGUGAAGAAUAUUCUGGACACUGUUUUCAGGAAGGAGCAAUGUGUUUUACAAUAUGUUUUUCAUUCGAGACCCAAUUUAUCAAGAAAAUUGGUCAAGGCUGACUCUUUUUUUAUGGAUGUUCUUGUUGUGCCACCAACUAGAUUCCGUUUGCCUUCCAAGCUUGGUGAAGAAGUUCAUGAAAACUCUCAAAACCAAUUGUUGUCCAAGGUUCUUACUACGUCAUUAUUAAUUAGGGACUUAAAUGAUGAUUUAUCUAAGCUACAAAAGGACAAAGUUUCUUUGGAAGAUAGAAGGGUGAUCUUCAGUAGGUUAAUGAAUGCCUUUGUUACUAUUCAAAAUGACGUCAAUGCUUUUAUCGACUCUACCAAAGCACAAGGUAGAACCAGUGGUAAGGUUCCAAUUCCUGGUGUUAAACAAGCACUGGAAAAGAAAGAAGGUUUAUUCAGAAAACAUAUGAUGGGUAAGCGUGUUAACUAUGCCGCUCGUUCUGUUAUUUCUCCAGACCCAAAUAUCGAAACUAAUGAAAUUGGUGUCCCACCUGUUUUUGCUGUUAAAUUGACUUAUCCAGAACCAGUAACGGCUUAUAACAUAGCAGAGUUGCGUCAAGCUGUUAUUAAUGGCCCUGAUAAAUGGCCAGGUGCCACUCAAAUACAGAACGAAGAUGGUUCUUUGGUCUCUUUGAUCGGUAUGUCUGUAGAGCAACGUAAGGCAUUAGCUAACCAACUAUUGACACCAUCUUCAAACGUUUCUACUCAUACUUUGAAUAAAAAGGUUUACCGUCACAUCAAGAACAGAGAUGUUGUUUUAAUGAACCGUCAACCGACCUUACAUAAAGCCUCCAUGAUGGGUCACAAAGUUAGGGUGUUACCAAACGAAAAGACUUUGAGAUUACAUUAUGCUAAUACAGGUGCUUAUAAUGCAGAUUUCGAUGGUGAUGAAAUGAACAUGCAUUUUCCACAAAACGAAAAUGCUAGAGCAGAAGCACUAAACUUAGCUAAUACUGAUUCUCAAUACUUGACACCAACUUCUGGUUCUCCAGUUAGAGGUUUGAUUCAAGAUCAUAUUUCUGCGGGUGUUUGGCUAACAAGUAAGGACAGUUUUUUCACCAGAGAACAAUACCAGCAAUAUAUUUACGGUUGCAUCCGUCCUGAGGAUGGUCAUACCACAAGAUCGAAGAUCGUUACCUUACCUCCAACUAUCUUCAAGCCAUAUCCAUUAUGGACAGGUAAACAAAUCAUCACAACAGUUUUGUUGAAUGUCACCCCUCCAGAUAUGCCUGGUAUCAAUUUAAUUUCUAAAAAUAAGAUUAAAAACGAAUAUUGGGGCAAGGGAUCUCUGGAAAACGAAGUUCUCUUCAAAGACGGCGCAUUGCUAUGUGGUAUUUUAGAUAAGUCACAAUACGGUGCCUCUAAGUAUGGUAUUGUUCAUUCAUUGCAUGAAGUUUAUGGCCCAGAAGUCGCUGCUAAAGUCUUAUCCGUCUUAGGUAGACUAUUUACCAACUAUAUCACUGCCACGGCAUUCACUUGUGGUAUGGACGAUUUACGUCUAACAGCAGAAGGUAAUAAAUGGAGGACUGACAUCUUGAAGACGUCUGUUGAUACAGGUCGUGAAGCCGCUGCAGAAGUUACUAAUUUAGAUAAAGACACGCCAGCAGAUGACCCAGAGUUAUUAAAGAGGCUACAAGAAAUACUGCGUGAUAAUAAUAAGUCAGGUAUUCUUGACGCUGUUACAUCCUCCAAGGUCAAUGCUAUUACUUCUCAAGUCGUCUCCAAAUGUGUUCCAGAUGGUACUAUGAAAAAGUUUCCAUGCAAUUCUAUGCAAGCUAUGGCACUUUCUGGUGCUAAAGGUUCUAACGUUAAUGUUUCUCAAAUUAUGUGUUUGUUGGGUCAACAAGCUUUAGAAGGUAGAAGAGUGCCGGUAAUGGUUAGUGGUAAAACUCUGCCUUCUUUCAAACCUUAUGAAACAGAUGCCAUGGCUGGUGGUUAUGUUAAGGGUCGUUUCUACUCUGGUAUAAAGCCACAGGAGUAUUACUUCCAUUGUAUGGCUGGUCGUGAAGGUUUAAUUGAUACGGCCGUUAAAACAUCUAGAUCCGGUUAUUUGCAACGUUGUCUAACAAAACAAUUAGAAGGUGUUCACGUAUCAUACGAUAACAGUAUAAGAGAUGCAGAUGGUACGUUAGUGCAAUUCAUGUAUGGUGGUGAUGCCAUCGAUAUAACCAAAGAAUCACACAUGACUCAAUUCGAGUUCUGUUUAGACAAUUACUACGCAUUAUUGAAGAAAUACAACCCAUCAGCACUGAUUGAACAUUUGGAUGUUGAAUCAGCUUUGAAGUACUCUAAAAAGACUUUGAAAUACAGAAAGAAGCAUAGCAAGGAGCCUCAUUACAAACAGUCUGUAAAAUAUGAUCCUGUUUUAGCUAAGUAUAAUCCUGCCAAAUACCUGGGUUCCGUUUCUGAGAACUUCCAAGAUAAACUAGAAUCUUUCUUAGACAAGAACUCUAAAUUGUUCAAAUCAUCGGAUGGUGUUAACGAAAAGAAGUUCAGGGCCUUGAUGCAAUUGAAGUAUAUGCGUUCUCUAAUUAAUCCAGGUGAAGCUGUUGGUAUUAUUGCUUCACAAUCUGUCGGUGAACCCUCAACACAGAUGACAUUGAAUACCUUCCACUUUGCUGGUCACGGUGCCGCUAAUGUGACACUAGGUAUUCCUCGUUUAAGAGAAAUUGUUAUGACUGCCUCUGCUGCCAUUAAAACUCCGCAAAUGACUUUGCCUAUCUGGAAUGAUGUUUCUGAUGAGCAAGCUGACACUUUCUGUAAGUCUAUCUCAAAAGUCCUAUUAUCCGAAGUGAUAGAUAAAGUGAUAGUCACUGAAACUACCGGUACUUCAAAUACCGCUGGUGGAAAUGCAGCUCGUUCGUAUGUUAUCCAUAUGAGAUUCUUCGACAAUAAUGAAUACAGUGAAGAAUACGAUGUUUCUAAAGAAGAAUUACAAAACGUCAUAUCUAAUCAAUUCAUACACUUGCUAGAAGCUGCUAUUGUAAAAGAAAUCAAAAAACAAAAGAGAACUACAGGACCAGACAUUGGUGUUGCAGUACCAAGGCUACAGACAGAUGUUGCAAAUAGUUCUUCGAACUCUAAAAGGUUGGAAGAGGAUAAUGAUGAAGAACAAAGUCAUAAGAAAACUAAACAAGCGGUUUCGUAUGACGAGCCAGAUGAAGAUGAAAUUGAAACUAUGAGAGAAGCUGAAAAGUCUUCUGACGAAGAAGGUAUCGAUUCCGAUAAAGAAAGUGAUUCUGACUCUGAGGACGAAGACGUUGACAUGAAUGAACAAAUUAAUAAGAGUAUUGUGGAAGCUAACAAUAAUAUGAACAAAGUGCAGCGUGAUCGUCAAUCAGCGAUUAUUUCUCAUCAUAGAUUCAUCACCAAAUACAAUUUCGAUGAUGAAUCUGGUAAAUGGUGUGAAUUUAAGCUAGAAUUAGCAGCAGACACAGAAAAGUUGUUGAUGGUUAAUAUUGUUGAAGAAAUCUGUAGGAAGUCUAUCAUUAGACAGAUUCCUCAUAUUGACCGUUGUGUUCAUCCAGAACCUGAAAACGGAAAACGUGUCCUUGUCACAGAAGGUGUUAAUUUCCAAGCUAUGUGGGAUCAAGAGGCAUUUAUCGACGUUGAUGGUAUUACAUCUAAUGAUGUUGCUGCUGUGUUGAAAACGUACGGUGUAGAAGCUGCUAGAAAUACUAUUGUGAAUGAAAUUAAUAACGUCUUCUCUCGUUAUGCUAUUUCUGUUUCUUUCCGUCAUUUAGACCUUAUUGCUGACAUGAUGACCAGGCAAGGUACUUACUUAGCCUUUAACAGACAGGGUAUGGAAACAUCCACUUCAUCUUUCAUGAAGAUGUCCUAUGAAACUACAUGUCAAUUCUUGACCAAGGCUGUUCUAGAUAAUGAGCGUGAACAAUUGGACAGUCCUUCCGCUAGAAUUGUGGUGGGUAAAUUGAACAAUGUUGGUACGGGUUCAUUUGAUGUGUUAGCAAAGGUUCCAAAUGCGGCUUAG